Gongylonema pulchrum is the source of this 1440-nucleotide messenger RNA. The record is from the annotation of a GenBank genome assembly. Lineage: Eukaryota; Metazoa; Nematoda; Chromadorea; Rhabditida; Gongylonematidae.
AUGUUGCACAUUGUUCAAGAAAAUAAAGAAAAAGCAGAUUUGAACAUUUUGGCUGAUUUCUCGGAUUUGCUGAAUAAUUGCAAUAAUUUCAGGUUAAGCGCCUACAGUGAAAAAUAUCUGGAUGGAGAUCCACCUUUGCCAUUAGUCACUCUGUUACGACUGAUCGAUGCAGUUCUUGAUGAGCCCGAGAAAGUGUUGUACUCGGAUGCUUCACUUAAUCAAAUUCUUUUAUUGUUGUUAAUUUUUGAGGUUGCGAAUGAUGAACAAGGCAAGCGAGUGCGUGAUCGAUGCACAUCACUCUCUGGCGAUUUCUACAUUUACUGUCAGUUCGUUCGUUCAGCCACCAGCAUCCUUCGCAAAAUGUUUGCCUCGUUGCAUGCAAUCAGACAGAAUCCUGAAAAAUCGGUCGUGUGGUCCCUGCUGAGAACCUAUUCGCUGUGCUGCAUGAAUGAGCAGUGCGCCGAUCGGAUCAUCAAAGGAACCAUCCUGGAAUCGUUUAGCUUUUUUAUCACACCAUCGACAGCACCUGCUUCACUGCAACAACAGCUUGGUGCUAAAACUACGCAGCCUUCUUUUCUGGGGCUUUUCCUAAGCACUGGAUUCGAAGAGCCAGCGAAUUUCUUCGCUACCGUAGAUAUUUGGCGACAUAUCCUACCACUGCCGUCGGCUUCACUGAUCAGUGCAACAGGAUUUGACCCUGAGAAGGCAAUUUUGAUGGACAAACUAUGGAGCGCUAGUAUUUUGCAAUGUGAAAGACAUUUGCACUUUGCUGUUUUGCUAGGAAUUUCAUCAUCACAACGAUUGCGACGAUGUUUGUACGACCUGUUGAUACGUUUGGCUACAAUUUCGGACGAAAUUGCACUGCUUUUGGCCGAUUUGAAGAUGCUAACUUUUUCGGCAUAUGCAACAGUAGCUGAUGCUUUUGAUGAGGACGGGGUCGAGGAAGAGGAGUCAAGUGUGCGUUUCGGCGCUGCUGCUGACGUCGUUAUUGCCUCUUUCUUCGCUUUUGUCGCCGCAUGCUCUGUCGAAUUGCCCAUUCGUAAAUCGUUGAUUACGGUCAUCUCACAGAGCAAGAACUAUAUCUCAACAAUAUUAAAGUUCUUUAAAUUGGCAAGCCCGAAAACUUCACCUCACGUCACAUUUCAAAGAAAUGUUAUUAAAUUAUUUCGCAAUAUUUGCGUGAUUGACAGCAAUCACAACGGCAGAAUUGCUCAGUUACCUCGUGAUAUCUACGUAACAGUAUGCGAUAGUCUUGUGGAACAUUUUGGGAAUGUCGAGCAUGACAUCGAAACGGCUGUGCUUGCACUCAAAGCACUCUGUGAUAUUGGCCGAUCCUCAACGUUCGGGAAUGUUGCUGUAGAUCAGCAAAUCCCUGCUGAGUCAUCAGAAUGCCCUAAUGAACUUUGUUCAUCGUUUGAGUGCGAUGAAUAUGCCAAAUGA